CUGCUGUGUUUAAAUAUGUUUUUGCCAAAAACUUUAUUCGUGCCAUUCCAUGUGGGAUGUGGCACGAGUGUGGUGGCAUCAGCAGGAGUGGCGUGGAUGUUUGUGGCCUGGCAGAGGGUCUGUGAGGUGCCACGUGCUGCAGGAUGUAGGAGACGAUGACGUUUGGCAUCACUUCCCAUCAUCAGUGUUUGACAUCAGCAGCAGCUCUGCCCCGUGCUGGGAGUGGGAUAAGGAAACUCAAGCUGUCUCUGCCCACACCAUCUCUGUGUCUGUUGUAACCAAGAAAAGGAAUAUAUAUAAUUAGAGAGGAUGAUUUAGAUUUUCAGAUCCUGAGGAUGGUGACUAUGACACAGUGACAGUUCCUGGAUGAGGUGGGAUCAAAAACGUGACUUUAGAGCUGAUUUCUCCUCCCGGCAUGGGAGGAUCCAGCUGCAGCUCCAUCCCCUUUGCUGUGAUAGUGACAUGCACAGCCCUCAUGAUGCUGAAGUGCUUUGAAAUCAGGUGGAAAAAGGCAUCCUGAGGUUCACAGGAUCAGUAUGUCCACAGAUCUUGGACCUGUUCCUCAUACAGCCCUUUCUACUCCCCUUGUGCCUGCUGAGCAUCUAUCCAGGAAACCCAGGCACUGCUGUGGAGGGGGAGGCAGGACUGGCAGUGCCUCUCCUGCCUUUAAUGCCUUUUGAUUUUCUUCCUCUCUUGGAUCAAACCUGUGAGUCAGAAGGUGCAUUGCUGGAGCCUUGACCACUGCAAGCUCAGGCUUAGAGGGGAGUGAUACCUGAGUGGAGUUGCAUUAAAAGUAGGUUUUAAAAAGGAGCCAUGUAUCUUUUAAACGAGGGCUAAGUGUCGGGGCUCAGUUAGGAGCUGUCCCUGCCUGCAGGAGCUCGAGCAGUGUGUCCCUGACAGGACUGUGCUCUGUGGGCAGCAGCUUUAGCAGCCAGCAUGAAAUUCAAUAAAUGUGUCGCUCCUUCUGGAGAACUUCUGCAGCUGAAACAGGAACACAAAGCUGUUUAUCCACAGCAGCCAACACAGGCCUCAGUGGACUGGGAAAAUAUGCACCUGACCUUUGAUGAGACUGUUGUGUCCUCCACAGAGAGCUUGUGGUGAGAACACCUGGAUGGCACAGGAGCCAAGGAAAUGGCACGGGAGCCAAGGAAAUGGCACAGAGGACAGUUCCAGGCCACAGGCACGAGUGCCACGUGCUUGGGGACUAGUCAGAGAUGGUCAGGCACUGCCUGUCAAAUAUCCAAGAGCAGGAGGGAGGCAAGAGCUGUGUCCACCACAGCUGCACUAUUAGACAUUAGAACCCCUUGCCCCUGUCAGCCAGGGCUGGGCUCUGUCUGGAUCAGGGAAUGAUUGGGUUGGAAGAGACCUUAAAGAUCAUCUAAUCCCACCCCUGCCAUGGGCAGGGACAUCUUCCACUAUCCCAGAUUACUCCAAAGCCCAUCCAGCCUGGCCUUGGAUGCUUCCAGAGGUGGAGCAACCACAUCCAAAUUUUAUGAGUUUAAGGGAUUUAGAGACAAUGCACAGAAACAGUCAAGUGUGCAUCUCCAGCAGCUCCUCAGCUCCUUUGUGCCUCUGCAGAUGAGAUCCCAGUGGUGCAAGCAGAGGUUUGGUUAUGUCCCCUCGCUGGCAGUGAGAACACAGCAAUAAUGACCAAAGGAAUAAACCUGCUUUCUGACUCUUGUUUUUCUUCUGUCUUCAUGUCUUGCUGGGAUUUUCUAUUAUCACUGAGCCAGGAACAGAUUCAUAUGCUGGGAGCAUGAUUAGUUUCCAUCUUGCACCUUGCAGUGGUCUCAAAACAAAUGGUUUCUCAAUGUUCUUGAAAGCAACAAAAAAAUUAAGCUUGGAGCAAAAUGUCCUGGAGGCUUUCUCCAGAAAAGCCAUGCUGAGGUUUCACUGGGACCAUCUCAGAGGAAAACAACAAGAUUCCACACCUUGCCUUUAUCCAGAGCAUGAGCCUGCUGUUCAUGUUUGGGGUUAUACCAAUGGACCACAGUUUUUGGUGUGUUCAUCAAUUUUGAUUGUUUUGUUCCCUUAGCAAAGUUAAUUUAAACAUUUAAUUAACAUUAAAAAUUUAAUUUAGCUUGACUGCUGUGAUGGGGGAAGGACAUAUCAUGUUCUAAAGCUUAUAGGCCUGUUAAGCUCAUUAAGUUGCAAGGUUUGAGAGGCUCAUCAGCAUUUUUUUUAUUGUUCCAUACAUUUUUUGUGGGAAAACCAAAGGAAAGCAGUAACAAGGUUCAAUACACUGUUCCUUUAACAAAGAAGCAAAGAACAAAGGAGGGAAGAGGUGAUGCCAUGGGCUUUGCAGGCAAGUGGAAGAUAUUGCUGCUAAUUUAUUGUCCUAAAAUGCAAAUUUUAUGGAUGCUGGGAGUUUUUAUUAUGGUCCUUAAUGAUUCCCAUGACCUGUGAUACCUGCCAGUGAACCUUAGCUGGGAGCAAAGCCUCCACCUGGGUGCCCUGCAGACAGAGGAGAAGCCAGAAAUGUCAAUUGCCACUUGUUCUGUUAAACCUGAUUUCCUCCAACCCUGAAGUGAGAAUAUAUAAGAUGUAUCUGAAUCUCCACAUACACUUUCUGCAUGCAAAUCACAGUUGUGGUGUGUUAAAUUGCAGCCUGAAGAGCCAGAAAAAAUAAACAGAAAGAAGGGAGAAGCAAAUAUGAGGGAUUGAAUCUUCAGGUAAAACCUCUUCUGUGAGUCUGAGGGGUGGGCAAACCCCUUGAGCCCCGUUCUGGGGCGGUGAUGUCUCAAUAAUUCUUACUUGUUUAAGUGCCAUCUGCAUCACCAAGGAGGUUUAGGUUGGAUUUUAGGGAAAAUUUCUUCCCAAAAAUUAUUGUCCAGCCCUGGCACAGCUGCCCAGGGCAGUGGGGUUGUCCCCAUCCCUGGAGGGAUUUAAAAAGCCUGUAGAUGUGGCACUUGGGGACAUGGGUUAGUGGUGGCCUUGGCAGUGCUUGGGACUCGAUGGUCUUGGGAGCUUUUUCAACCUAAACUCUCAUGUUUUUAUGGUUUUUUCAUGUGAAAGCUGUUUGUGGUUGGUCAAAGCCCUUGAAAAGGUGGAAUCUUCUCUGUGCACCUCUCAUGUACAAAGCUUGCGAGCCAGAAAUUUGGCCCAAUCCUCUUUUUUAGAGGGAUGUGAUAAAGCUGAGCACAGGAGGUGCUGACCAGGCACAGUGUAGGGGUCACCAGGAGGGCAAACAACUCAUGAUUUACAAAAAACUAAGUUAGUGAGGCACACCAAAGUUUACCUGGAGAGUCUAAGGCUGAACAUGGAAAUCCUGAACUUUUAUCACAAGCCUGUUCUUGUCCCUCGUCUUCACAAGCAGAGUUGUGCAAAGGUUAAUUUUGUAUGAAAAUGGAGUUAAACUAAAUGCAGAUGCAGUGAAAGCUGACACCAAACUAAGCUUGAGCAGAAUCCACCACAAAGUGCUUUUCUUUGCAGCAGAAACACGGACUAAUCCUCUUAUCCUUGGAGUUGGAGGUCCUGUAGAGUGGGAACGGGAGGCUCGAUUCAAACCAGAGGAUUUUCUCUCUGAAUAAGAGGACACAGACUGAAUAUGCAAAUAGUGAAAUGUUCUCCUGACGGGUUUUCUUAAGGGAUUGCUGACUGCAGGGUUUAAAUGAGGCUAAUUUAUCCCUAUUUCUCUAGCCCUGCUGGUCCUGAAGGAUCCUGAAGUAUUUCACCAGCAACUACAAGCACGUCCUUUUUAGAAGUCAUUGAAGAGUCAUUGGAUUAUGUCAACCACUGACAUGAUCAGCACCACCCUGGACAGUGGGGAACAAAUUGUCAAUCACAACCUGGGAUCACAUCAUGAAUUUUUCUAUAAAAACUGUCUAUGCAGGUUAAACUUUGUUUUCCUUCUUUGGAUCUCAAUGACAUUCGUGUGCUCGGGUUACCCCGUUGGCCCUUCCAAGAGCAACAAUCCUUUUUAUUUGAAUUGCCAGCUGUAUGGAAAAUCUGAUUAUUGCCUGCUCCUGCUGAACAGCUGCUUAGCCAAGGUGGGCAGGGAUGAAGAACUGGCUCUUUUAAAGCCUCACCUGGAGACACCUCUUGACAAAAGGUCCUUUCGCAACGGCGUGGGAUCGGGAAUUAAAAAAACUUCCUUUCGAAGAGCAAAGUCAUGAACAAGUGCCCCCAGCCACGGCCCCCAUUUUGACAUCUGAUGUUUAACUUUGUGCUUAAAGAGUUAUUUUGAUGCUUUUCUAGGAUCAGACCAGCCCGUGUCCUCAGCAUGUAACCGGGUGUUUGUUCCCGAGCGCUCGAGCCGAGCGGAGCAGAUGGGAUUGCUCGGAACGGGCUUUGUUCCCCAAGUUACAGUGUCAUAAAGUUUUGUCUUGGAAUGAAUGUUUUCAGUUGGUUAAUUCCCCUUCUUUGUAAAGCUACAGAUUUAAUCAAGUUGCUUUUGAUUAAUACCAAGAUAAUCCUAUGCUAUGAGUAGAUGUGUGUUCGCAGCCUGUGGGGAGGACAGAGAAUAUUAUUCCCAAAAUCCCUCCUCUCUGCCAUAGAGACAAACACGAGGCAAUCCUCUGCUUUCCUGUCCCAAAUCACAUUUACUUGAAGGCAACUGCUCUGGCAACUUUAAUACACAUUUAAAGCACAUUUUAUUUCAGAUUUCCAAAGAUAUGAAGGGGCACUGAUGAAAGGCAGAAUCAGGCCCUACUUGUAACUUCCACUGGCUUUUUAAUAUAGUUAUUUAAAAUUACUUUAGCAGGGAAUAAUCUCUGGAGACGUGUCAGCUCAUUUCCAGAAGAGUCCUGGGAAAUCACUGUAAGGCAGGGUAUCAGCACUGCUCCCUGUGCCUCAGUUAAUUGACUUCAGUAGGCAACACACAGCUGAGGAAAUGUGCCAAAUGUGGGAUUUUUUAAAAAUUUCCUGUUAAAAAAAAAAAAAAAGGUAAUUUUGUCUGAAAAUAGGUAAAUGCAGGAUGUAAGAAAGGUCAUCUGCUGAGUUACACGUGUGAGUUCUACCUUGUGGCUGUUUCCUCCAAGUGCUGUGAUGCUGGCUUGAAACGUGGCAGAGUGUCCAUGCAAUUCCUUUUGCAUUCAAAGCUAAGAUACUACUAAUAAAUCAAUAGAUGGAUGUUUUCUAAUAUUCCCCUGUUAAAGAUCAUAACCCAGGAGAUCAUUAUUAACCCUACAAAAAGGUGGUUUGGCAUCAUCACCUCCAUGGUGCCCAAUCGUGUGUUUUGUACCUCUGAGCCCGUGGGGAAAAGUGACCCAAUCAUGGAGCUCUUUUGGUGGGAUAUCAGAUUUCUGGAUGAUUCCUGGCUGAUUCAGGGAGAUCAAACGCGCUCCUGUCUGUGUUUGUCCAAGUUGAAAAGUUUAAUGCUUCAUAUUUUUUAGAGCUGCUUAGACACUUGGGCUCCUUUGGGACAGUGCUGGUCUCUAGGUUUCUUAGCUCUUGCAUCUCUUUGUUGAGUGUCUCCUAGAGAAUAUUAAAAAUUUAUAAGGAAAAUAUCAGAUAUUUGUUAUUCUCAUGAAUUCUGUCUCCUGUACUGUCAGAUGAGCAGGGCAAGAGCAGUGAUACAGGAAUUCCACUGCAGCAGGACAUUGGUCCUGUUCCGCUCUUGGCUGCUGUGAUUUUGGCCACUGCAGUCUCUUGCAAAUACAAUUGUCCAACUCCAGCAGCAUCCAGGUCUCUCCAGAACUGCCCAAAAAGCUGUGGCUGCAUCAUCCCUGGAAGAGUCCAGGGCCAUGUUAGAUGGGGCUUGGAGCAACCUGGGCUAGUGGAAGGUGUCCCUGCCCAGGGCAGGGCAUGGAACGGGGUGACUUUAAGAUCUAUUCCAACUCAAAGCAUUCUGGGAUCCUGUGAUUCCAUGAUUCCAUGAUUCUGUUCUGCAUCUGUGCACAGCUGUGGGGAUGGAGAUGUUUUGCCACAGUGCAGCUUCCUGGUGUGAUUCUGUCCUGCUCCUUGCAGCUCAUAUCCCACCCAACUUAAUUUUCAGGAAAUAAAAAAAACUGGAACAAA
Pseudopipra pipra is the source of this 5958-nucleotide messenger RNA. It is a transcript of the gene NPS, whose product is annotated as neuropeptide S. The record is from RefSeq and is a predicted model, not a curated record. Gene Ontology annotation, biological process: positive regulation of synaptic transmission, glutamatergic; positive regulation of synaptic transmission, GABAergic; neuropeptide signaling pathway. Gene Ontology annotation, cellular component: extracellular region. NCBI's taxonomy places the organism in Eukaryota, Metazoa, Chordata, Aves, Passeriformes, Pipridae. The coding region runs from base 3726 to 4115 and encodes 129 amino acids. The transcript is spliced from 3 exons.